AUGGUGCUGGAUCCCCAAGGGAGGACAGAGCCGGAAGCAAAGACCACGGAGACCCUGUCAGCCCCUCCCAGCAGAAUGGGUGUCCCCUGGCAGGAGGUCCUGCUCUCAGUCUCACUUUUUACCUUCUGGAACCUGUCCACCACUGCCCAACUCACCAUUGAAUCAGUGCCAGCCAAUGCUGCUGAAGGCAGUGACAUUUUCCUACGUGUGCGCAACCUUCAGAACCUUCAAGCAUAUUACUGGUACAAAAGUGAAGAGGUGAUGUGUAACCAUCAAAUUGCACUUUAUGUGAUAGCUGCUCAACACACUAAACCAGAGCAUGCAUACAGCGGUAGACAGACAAUAUACCCCAAUGGAUCCCUGCUGUUCCAGAAAGUCACCCAGUAUGACACGGGAUUCUACAUCCUACAAACUGUAAGUAAGGAUUUUAAUUAUGAAGACGUCUUUGUGGAGCUCCAUGUGUUCACGAAAUUACCCAAACCCUUCAUCACAAGCACCAACUACAACCCGGGUGAAGACGAGGACUCUGUAGCAUUAACAUGUGAGCCUGAGACUCCCGACACAACCUACCUGUGGUGGAUAAAUGGUCACAGCCUUCCAGACAGGGACAGGCUGGAGCUGUCCAAGUGCAACAGAACACUCACUUUACCCAGAGUCACAAGGAAUGACACUGGAAACUAUGAGUGUGGAACCUGGAACCCAGUGAGCAUCAACCAAAGUGACCCUGUCACCCUGAAUGUUCUCUAUGGCCUGGAUACCCCCACCAUAUCCCCUGCAGUCUCAUAUUUCCAUCCAGGGGCAAACCUCAGCCUUUCCUGCCAUGCAGCUUCUAACCCAGCUGCACAGUUUUUCAAUGGGAGGCCCCAGUCAUCCACACAAGAGCUCUUUAUCCCCAAUGUCACUGCAAAUAAUGGUGGAUCCUACACCCACCUUGUCCAUAACUCUGUCACUGGCCUCAGUAGGACCACAGUCAAUAAUAUUCCAGUCUUUGAAAAGGCCAACCAUCUACAUGACUUCAGAGACCACAAGCUCCCAGCAUCCACUCCAGGUCGAGGACACUUGGACAGCUCCACUUCUUUGUCCCCUGCCAUCUGUUCUCUCUUCUCCCUCUGCCGCAGGCCCCUCUUCCUGGACCAAGGGCAGCUGUUCCCAUUUAUGAGGAACCUGAGCCUGUUCCAGGCACUGGGCUGCAACAAAGAUCAGAGCAGGCCCUGUCCUCACACAGCUCUCCUUCUAGUGGCAGGAGCACAGCACAGCAAGGACAUCCAGAAGCACUACCCACUCACCAUUGAAUCGGUGCUAGUCAAUGCUGCUGAAGGCAGUGACGUUCUUCUACGUGUGCACAAUCUGUCAGAGAACCUUUAUGGCUAUCGUUGGUUCAAAGGCAAAGAGGCAGUUGAAUCUCUUAGAAUUGCAGCACUUUGGAUCUUCAAUGACCAGAACUUGGAGCUCACAGAGAAGAUGAAUCCAUCUCAGGACAACAGCAACCUCAGCAGAGACCCCGUCAGGAGGGAGGACUCCGGAGAGUAUCAGCGUAAGGUCUCCAACCUGCCAGUUCCAGAAGGAACGGCAGGGUUGGUCACUCUGGAGCAGACCAGAGAGGAUAGAGCAGGUGGCAGAUACCAUGGAGACCCCCUCAGUCCCUCUGAACAGAAGACACCUUCCCUGGCAGGGGCUCUGCUCACAGCCUCCCUUUUGGCCUUCUGGGGCCUGUGCACCGCCGCCCAACUCACCAUUGAAUCAGUGCCAUUCAAUGCCGUUGAGGGGAAGGAUGUCCUUCUACUUGUCCACAACACUCGAGAGAAUCUUCUAGUCUAUCGCUGGUUCAAAGGGGAAAGGUCAGUUGAAAGCUUUGGAAUUGCAACCUAUGCAAUGACCACUCAGGUAAACACGCCAGGGCCAGCACACAGUGGCCAAGAGACAGUGUACCCCAAUGGAUCCCUGCUCUCAGACGUCACUCAAAAUGACUCGGGAUUUUACACCCUACAAACCAUGAACCCAGAUCUUGGGAGUGAAGAAGCAUCCGGACAGCUCCAUGUGUACUUGGUCCCUGGGAGUUUCCCCAAAGGGGAGCUAGCUCCACUGGUGCUGUCUGAUGGGUCCACAGAGCCAGUGACAUGGCCCUCCAUUCAAGCCACCAACACCACAGUCACAGAACAGGAAUCUGUGGUCCUGACCUGCCUCUCAGCCGACACUGGAAUCUCCAUUCGGUGGAUCUUCAAUAACCAGAGUCUGUGGCUCAUGGAGAGGAUGAAUCCAUCUCAGGACAACAGAAGCCUCAGCAUAGACCCCGUCAGGAGGGAGGAUGCCAGAGAGUGUCAGUGUGAGGUCUCCAACCCAGCCAGUUCCAGCAAGUGGCCCCCUCAGGCUGGCCAUGAUCUGUAA
This is a messenger RNA of Castor canadensis (American beaver), 2385 nucleotides long. The record is from RefSeq and is a predicted model, not a curated record. NCBI's taxonomy places the organism in Eukaryota, Metazoa, Chordata, Mammalia, Rodentia, Castoridae.